Messenger RNA from Diaporthe batatas, 369 nucleotides. RefSeq lists its product as uncharacterized. Bases 1 to 369 code for a protein of 122 amino acids. The record is from RefSeq and is a predicted model, not a curated record. Lineage: Eukaryota; Fungi; Ascomycota; Sordariomycetes; Diaporthales; Diaporthaceae. The transcript has a single exon.
AUGAUGCAGUCCAUCGAUGCUGAGCGCCAGCUUGUCCGGGAGGUCGAGCUCAAGUCCAUGCAGCGCAAGAAAUACCUCAUCGCCACCAUCAUACUGGCGCUGUUGUCGGCGGGCCUCCUGGCGGGCCUCAUCGUGCUGUCUGUCGUCCACCUACGCCACCUGGAGCAGUGCAACACCAAUGCAUGGUCGCCGAGUAACCUGCCCAACACCUCCUCCGGUUCCAUCGGACCAAUUGGCCCCAUCGUCCCUGAGGCUCCUCCACUGGCGCCCGGCCAUUCAAAGCGCCGCUUUGUGAUCGCGACGGUUCCGAAUGGAAACGCGGCCCCUCUUGCUACCGGCGCUUUUAUCAGCGGCAAGGACAGCCCAUGA